CUCAAUCACCUCGAAAACAGGUCGCGCGAGUGGUCGCAAGCUCUGCAAUUGCAAUUGCACACACGAGCCAAGGUCCGUCGAUCAGUCUCCUUCGCGUCGUGUUCGGACAGCCUGCUGAUCAAUUGCUGUAAUGAUUAGGAGUCGCGAUACACAUCAACCGGCAACACCUUCACCAUGCCUUCAGGUUACUCCUCCCGAGAAGACCCCGGUCAGAUGAAGAAGAACAAGCAAUCGAUGGCAGAUCUUAAGCUACGACGUCUCACAGAAUUGAAUUCUCGUCUUCGGGAGGAUUUGGAGAGAGAGCGCAUCCCCGUUUCUCAAGCCGCAAAGAGCACCAUCUCCUACACCAAUGGCACAAAAGAUUUCAUGGUUCCGUCUAUCUGGGGUGGUAUUCCAAAGGGAGAAGACCCAUAUGUUGUCCAAACUUCAGGAGGCUGCUGCACUGUGAUGUGAAGAAUCAAGGGAUGAGUCAAGAGCGAUACGAUAUUCGAGAAGAUGAGGGCGUUCACAGGCGUAUUCGGAUUAGUCUCUACGAUAAUACCUCAAGCGUACAUAUCAGCGGUCGGGAGGUGGUCUGCCUUUAGGAGGCUGGGGAGACGCUUGUAAUGUUCGCAGGAGCAACCUUUCAAUGUGUAUAGUUACGGACUUUCGCGGGAUGUUUCAGGCUAGAGCCUUCAAAAAUUGAUUUGGACAGACAAUCAUCCCAUAAAAAUUUGGCUGCUGUGCAACUCGGUCCCAGCAGAGCGGGUUCCAAUUUGCCGG
Hyaloscypha bicolor E is the source of this 762-nucleotide messenger RNA. RefSeq names its product guanine nucleotide-binding protein gamma subunit. Lineage: Eukaryota; Fungi; Ascomycota; Leotiomycetes; Helotiales; Hyaloscyphaceae. Gene Ontology annotation, molecular function: G-protein beta-subunit binding. The transcript has 3 exons. Bases 175 to 453 code for a protein of 92 amino acids. Gene Ontology annotation, cellular component: heterotrimeric G-protein complex. The record is from RefSeq and is a predicted model, not a curated record. Gene Ontology annotation, biological process: G protein-coupled receptor signaling pathway.